This is a messenger RNA of Fusarium venenatum, 1722 nucleotides long. RefSeq lists its product as uncharacterized. Gene Ontology annotation, molecular function: protein-folding chaperone binding. Lineage: Eukaryota; Fungi; Ascomycota; Sordariomycetes; Hypocreales; Nectriaceae. The record is from RefSeq and is a predicted model, not a curated record.
AUGGAAGAAAGCAUUCCUGACUCUGUACGACAAUGCCUCGAUGAGUUCAACACCAUACGAGAGGCAGAAUUUCCAGGGACCGGUGCGUCUGACCUGAAAGCUACACUUGGGAUUGGCGAGGAAGAAGCUCGCUUCAAGGUCUGGUCUGGAAACAUUGGUGCACACAAUUCGGGACGACGAUCGCUCCAGUACCGUCUUCGAGAUGCGUCCCAUUUGCAAAAGCAAGUAAAGUCUCUUCUCAGCGAGCUUUUAGGGCUCUUGAGGGACGCUUUUCUUAUCUUGUCUGGGGAAAGAAUCCCCUGGGAUCGUGUCGAAGAUGUAGAUACCAUUCCACUGGACAUUGGUUCUGAUUCCGAUUCCGAUUUUGAUCAGAUACCUGACACAGAGAUGGCACAAAUCGCACAGAAUGUUUCAGACGUUAUCAAUUGUCUGUUGCGUCUGAGCGUUGCAAUCAGAAACCCGGCUCCGCACGAUCGUUUCGCAGCAUCUGUUCCCGUCGAAGCGUCGCAUUAUGAACCUUUUGAUAUCCAGCAUGUCAAAGACAAAUUUGGCGAGAUCGAACCAUUCCUCGCUGAUAGAUUGGGAAAGGCUAUAUCGCGGAGGAGACAAUACUUUAAGUAUCGUGAAAGCCAUCAUGCGAAGCUAAAACAGGGCCUCGAUUCUCUGGAACAGAAUGAUGCAGAGAGCACCGUGGCGAGUUCUCUGCCUCUACAAGCAAAAGCCGCCGGCUUUAAUCUCGAAGCGAUAGACGAAGACGGAGCUUCCGAAUCUGGCCUCACACAAACCUCAUUCACAUCUUCCAAGGCUGACACUGAGAAGCUCCGUGUUCCUCCCCUGCCGAGAGAAGCUGAAUAUGGCCCAUUUGAGUGCCCGUUUUGUUAUUUGAUGAUAACAGCCAUUAGUACAAUCGUUUGGAAGCGACACGUGCUUGCCGACCUUCGGCCCUAUAUCUGCCUCUGGGAAGAUUGCACAGCAUCCGGAAUGGAGUUUAUGCGACGGCACGAGUGGACUCUGCAUGAGACGCAGAACCAUCUAAAGACAUACAAUUGCCCAUGCUCCUGUGGGAGGACAUUUUCAGCGAGGUCUAAAUGCCGAAAUCAUGUCCGCAAAGCCCAUCCCGACGCCUUUUCUAGCAGUCAACUGGAUGCCAUGAUAGACCUGAGCGCAAGGCCAAUGAAGGAGGAGGAUAGUGUGUCUUGCCCUUUGUGCAAAGAGACUUUGUCCUCCAUGAAAGAUUAUCGACGCCAUGUUGGCAGACAUCAAGAGCAGCUCGCACUAUUCGCCCUCCCAUCACUACAGACUGAUGAUGAAGCGCAAACUCUGGAACACGAUUCUCGAACGCAUAGUAAUGUUUCAUCCGAAGAUCUGGAUGUUCCUUAUGAAGAAAUCAAAAAGGAAAGGCCUUCAAAGCCACAAUCUACAGAACCACCUAUAUCGAACAAAGCUACCAGCGGUCCAUUGAAGGAGUUGGAUGAUCUGGCUGUUGAGUUCCAGACCAAGUGGUUGCCAUUGUGCUCCGAGUAUAUCCAAUCGCCACCUCGAAAUCGGAAGAAAAAAGAGGACGAUCACCGCAGAUUAUCUGAAAGUAUUAUACAGCAUAUUCUGCUAAAGCUAGAUGGUAUUGAGACUCAAGGAAAUCCCGAUGCUAGAUUUCGAAGAAAGGAACUAGUCCAACAGGUGCAAAGAACGUUAAAGGACAUGGAUGAUGCAAGAGCCACUUAG